UGUAACACAAGCCCUAACGUUUUAAUUCACAAGUUUUUUUCUUCUUCACGAGAAAAAGAGUUUAAACGAGAAAAAAAAGGCGCGAUAAAAUGGCGGUGGCAGGUGGUGGGAGGGCACUGGCGCUGGCACAGCCGGUGACAUUUGUAACCGGAAACGCCAAGAAGCUCGAAGAAGUUCGCGCUAUCCUCGGAAAUUCGAUUCCCUUUCGCUCCCUCAAACUCGAUCUGCCGGAAUUACAAGGUGAGCCUGAGGAGAUAUCGAGAGAGAAGGCACGAUUGGCUGCAAAAGAGGUGAAUGGGCCGGUGUUGGUGGAGGACACGUGUCUUUGUUUCAAUGCUCUAAAGGGUCUACCAGGACCAUACAUCAAGUGGUUUCUGGAGAAGUUAGGCCAUCAAGGUUUGAACAAUUUACUGAUGGCAUAUGAGGAUAAAUCGGCUUAUGCUCUCUGUGUAUUCUCUCUUGCUCUCGGGCCAAAUGCAGAUCCAAUUACGUUUUUGGGGAAAACUCCAGGUAAAAUAGUUCUUCCUAGGGGACCAAAUGAUUUUGGAUGGGAUCCAAUUUUUCAACCUGAUGGGUAUGAUCAGACUUAUGCUGAAAUGGCCAAGGAAGAGAAGAACACGAUUUCUCACCGUUAUAGGGCUCUCGCACAGGUGAAAUCGCACUUUGCCGAGGCUAAAUAUACUUUCCAAUCAGAACCUUGAGUUUGUCAAGAUGGUAAGGUAAGGUACUCUUGAAAAGCACUGGUAACUAUUUUUGUUGGAGAUUGAUUUAAUUUGGAUAAAGCCAUCAAUGAACUUGAUUGUCGAAUUUAUGAUUGACAAAACCCAAAAAACCGUUAGAAUGUGCUGAAAUAUCAGUACAUCUAACUAGUCCCAGUUAUUAAAUCAUUGCGGGAGCAGAUGGAUUCUCGAGUAGUACCUUCUAUUUUCUUUUAUUGUUCUCUUUCUCAAGUAUUAAAAUCUAUUUUGAAUAAGCACUCAUUUAUUUCUGUGCUCA
Erythranthe guttata (spotted monkey flower) is the source of this 996-nucleotide messenger RNA. RefSeq names its product Inosine triphosphate pyrophosphatase family protein. Gene Ontology annotation, molecular function: nucleoside triphosphate diphosphatase activity. NCBI's taxonomy places the organism in Eukaryota, Viridiplantae, Streptophyta, Magnoliopsida, Lamiales, Phrymaceae. Gene Ontology annotation, cellular component: cytoplasm. Gene Ontology annotation, biological process: nucleoside triphosphate catabolic process. The record is from RefSeq and is a predicted model, not a curated record.